Messenger RNA from Rodentolepis nana, 163 nucleotides. NCBI's taxonomy places the organism in Eukaryota, Metazoa, Platyhelminthes, Cestoda, Cyclophyllidea, Hymenolepididae. The record is from the annotation of a GenBank genome assembly.
UACUGGUAUUUCUAUGGCAACUUUCCAUUGGUUAGGUACGAGACUGGUCUCCCAUAUUUUGUUGAAAUGCAAAUUCCGGAUGAAUACCAUCUUCGCCAGGAGAAAGAAAUUCCGGAUGAAUACCAUCUUCGCCAGGAGACUUAGCUGUUUAUCGCAGCAUUAA